This is a messenger RNA of Ylistrum balloti, 1068 nucleotides long. RefSeq names its product carbohydrate sulfotransferase 9-like. Bases 1 to 1068 code for a protein of 355 amino acids. Gene Ontology annotation, biological process: carbohydrate biosynthetic process. Gene Ontology annotation, molecular function: sulfotransferase activity. The record is from RefSeq and is a predicted model, not a curated record. NCBI's taxonomy places the organism in Eukaryota, Metazoa, Mollusca, Bivalvia, Pectinida, Pectinidae. The transcript has a single exon. Gene Ontology annotation, cellular component: membrane.
AUGAAAGCAUGGAAUGAUCGUGUCACCCAUUUGCAGAAAGGAUGUGACAGAACUGAUCUGAUAGACAAAUACAAAAUCAAAUAUUGGCAAGGUCGAGCAAUAUUUUUCCAAUCAACGAAACUAAACGUAAGCAUUUGUAAAGUUGCAAAAGCCGGAAGUACAUUUUGGGCUAUUGUGCUUUUAAUUGUCGAUAAAGGCAUACCGGCUACUAAAGCAUUUGGCAUUUCCAGGAGCAAGAUACACGGCAUAAGUAACGAACUUACCAUAUCGUUAUCACCAAAUCAUCAAUCACUGGGGACGAAAGGUGUUGUCGUUUCCCGAGAUCCAUAUUCAAGACUUUUUUCUGCAUUUAUAGACAAGUUCUACCUCUUAAGAUUUGCUUCAAGUGCUAAAUCACUAGCGCGCUCAUUAGGUAAAGGGCUGUUUAUAACUGAUGCUGGUGAAUGUGGAUAUGACAUUUCUUUCCAAGAUUUUGUAGAAAGUGUAACCACAAAUGCUCUUCAAGGAAGAUCUAUCAACCGUCACUGGUGUCCAGUUUACACUUUAUGUAGAGUUUGUGAUGUAGAUUACAAUUAUGUAAUAAAGCAAGAGACACUGACAAGAGAUACGGAGAACAUUAUAGAUAAACUGAAUAUUAGUAGGGAAAUGAAAACAACACUAACGAAAAUGUUUCAUGGAUCUGGUACAAAUAAAACAAUGGAGGGGGUUAUAGAAACGAUGUGGCAGGCAAUUGAUCGCAAUGUGAUGCAACAAUGCUGUAGUAACAAACUAGCCUACUUUAUGAAAAUGUGGGAAGCAUUCAAGAUACAAGGUUAUAUUAGAACAAAUAUUUCCUUUCCAUUGUCAUCAUUUCAGGAAAAGGGCGAUGUUAAUGUUGACGAAUUCAUCAAAGCUGUUUUAACAGCAAUGUAUACGAACCCUCUAUCCAGCGUAGAGAGGAAGGAUCAACGUAGACAAGCUUUAGUAAAGGCUUAUGCAGACAUUCCAAGGCGAAUAAUUGCACAGAUCCAGGAAAUGUUUAAAAUGGAUUUUCAUAUGUUUGAUUAUGAUGUCAAUCCACCGACAUGA